AGCGUAAGCUGGAUGAAGAUGAGAAACCUCUGAUGGUCCAACUGAGCUGGAAGUCAGACGGUAGAGAAGGACGCUUUKUGCUGAAGGAAGAUCCAGAGGAGAGAGAGAAAGGAGGCGUUCUUCAAACCUUUAAGAGAACUCUGUCACGGAAAGGAAAGAAAGAGAAGAACCCAGCAGGGGAGGAGAACGGGUUGAAUCUGCAAACCUCCCAACUACAACAAGACCUGAACACCACCGAGCUGAAGGCUCAGAAUCAAAGCAGCUCCUCUGAAACCAGCAGCUUUGGUUCGUCCGACUUUAGAUCUCAUAAAACUGAUCCACAGCAGAGCCAGACUCUGGAGGAGUUUUUAAACCAGCCUGGAUUACCUGUCAGAGUUCAUGUCAGGGAUAAUGCUGACGAGGCCUUCCUGUCAGCAGUCAUCAAUGACACCAACAGCUCCACGCUUCAUUUCAACCUGUCCCCUGCUUACAUCCUUUAUGCUGCGACCCGCUUUCUUCUGCAUCACCAUCACAGCCAAGGCUCUGCAUGUUCUGGAAACACACACCGUGUGAGCUCUAUCACCAACAAAAUGGUGGCCAUGGCCAGGAAUGUUAUCCAGAGACAGCAGACCGUCCCUGGGGCACUCACCUUCUGGAUGGCCAAUUUCUCUGAGCUGCUGAACUUCCUCAAACAUGACCAAGACCUCAGCCUGCUGACUCAGCACAGUCAGCUGGACCUGUCCCACCUGGUGCACAGAGCAUACAGCCUCCUGCUUCAGUGCCUACAGAAAGAGCUGGGAACCCAUUUACCAACGUUUCUGAUGGAUCCUGAGCAGCACGGUGCCCUGCCACCUGGUAUAGAGAUGGUGCUGAACACAUUGAUGAACGCCAUGUCUUUGUUUCGGCGCUGUCGGGUCAACCCAGCUCUGACCAUCCAGCUCUUCUCUCAGCUCUUCCAUUUCAUCAGCGUCUGGCUUUUUAACAAGCUCGUAGGCCCGGAGGCCCACACUCCGGGCCUACGCUCCCACUACUGGGGUUCUGCUGUGCGCCGGAGGCUGGCGCCCAUCGAAGCCUGGGCCGAGAGGCAGGGCCUGGAGCUGGCUGCUGACUGCCACCUGGGCCACAUCAUACAGGCAACCUCCCUCCUGACCAUGAACAAGUACUCAACGCAGGAUGCCAAGGACAUCCGGAGCGCCUGCUUCAGGUUGAACCCACUGCAGCUGCAGGUGUUGUUGGCUGGCUACCUGUAUGCCACCAACGAGCCUCACAUCCCCCCUGGUUUGAUUGAGGCUGUGGUGGGAGCAGCCGAAGCUUCGGCUGACGACCUGGUUCAGAGUGAAGGACGGGACAUGAAGCUGGAGGAGAGUCUGGACCUGCACCUACCGUUYCUGCUGCCGGAGGGAGGGUACUCCUGUGACACCAUCAGAGGCAUCCCACAGGGCUUUCAGGAAUUUCUGGAGCCAAUGUGUCAGAAAGGUCUCUGUUCUCUGAUGUGUCAGCCCAAAUCCACAGGUGACUGGACCGUGYACUUCAGUGAACUGGCUCAGACUAACGAGGACACCUACUUGCAGGAGAUUCAGAGAGAGCCAGARAUUGUGACCAUCACCUUACAUAAACCUCUGAACAGCGGAAUGGGAAUGAGCAUUGUAGCUGCAAAGGGAGCAGGUCAGGACACAGUUGGGAUCUAUAUUAAAUCUGUUGUCAGGGGAGGACCAGCUGACAUGAGUGGGAGGUUAACAGCAGGAGAUCAGUUGAUCAGUGUGGACGGUCAAAGUCUGCUUGGACUCAGCCAAGAAAGGGCAGCAGCCAUCAUGGUGCAGACUGGUCCUGUUGUGACCUUACAGGUGGCAAAGUUUGGAGCGAGCUAUCAUGGUGUCAGGGAGCUGUUGAACGGACCACCCACCACCGAGAGUCUCCUCAGAGGCAGCAGACACAGAGAGCAGAUGAAGCAAAGAAACAAGCCACUUUACCGCUCCACCCCCAACAUGACGGCAGGAGUUGGUCUGCAGGACGCAGAGGAAUCAGAUGACCCUGAUGUGAGAGGAAACAUCUUUACGUCUGUUUCCAGUUUCAACCUUUGCUCUGGUCGUCAGGCUGUCUCACAAGAGAACCUGUGUAUGGACAGUGAAGGACCCCUGCUGGACAAAAGACAGAACACACGGGGACAGAGGGACCACCUUUCAUCUUUCCCUAUCCGCUCCAGUGUUUCUGCGCACAACCUCCUGUCCAAUCACAGCUCUCCCUUUAAACAGCAGCAGAGCAGCCAGAAAAGUGCUGCUGGUGUCUGGAAAACCCCCUUUUCACAGCAGUCCAUCCCGACCCCCUCGAUCCACCCGAUCCGCAUCGACAUCCCUGUAACCAGAGCGGUCAGUGCACCGACCAAUCCUCCGCUCACUACCUUCCAACAGAGCUCCUCUUUGAUGCAGAUGAAGACUGAAGCACUUAAAGCCAAGCACAGCCCUCGAGUUGGUCAGGACCUGGUUCUGUGGCAGCAAAGAUCAACCACACCUGGAGCCAGAGCARAGAAGCCCAAGGUCAGCAUCACUCCAACAAAACAUGUUUCCUUCCAAGAACCGCCCCCUGAACAGAAGACCACAGGUCCAGUAACGCAGAGAGACCACCAGGGACUGUGUGAUCCCUGGAGGAGGGAGGCCCAGGAGAAGCUGCAGGAGCAGGGGAGGCUUCAGGCCGUGCAGCUCCUACACAAGGAGGUGCAGCUGCUUCAGGCCAAGGCCAAGCGCACCGCGGAGGAGAACGAGCGACUCAGGAGGCUCGGCCUGGAGUGGCAGUUUCAGCUGAGGCUGCAGGAAGUUCAGAAGAGAGGAGAGGAAGACGAGGACGACGAGGAUUUGGACAUGAUGGUGAUCCUGCAGCAGCUCGGAAACAAAACUGAGAAGAACAGAUGUUUUGGUGGAAAUAACUGGGAACAGAAAGAACAGACAGGAAGUCAUCUGUCCCACACAGAAGACAAAGAACAAAGAGCAGAUGGAGUGAAACACAAUGACAAGAAAGAGAACCAGGAGGACAGACUCAAGAGAACGUCAGCUCCUGAACAGCUUCCAUUCAGAGAGCGUCAGCGCCUCUUCACCCUGGCAUCAAGUGCCUGAAGAACAUCUGAACACAAGUUUACAAAGAAAAUCAAAGAGUUUGGCAGUGAAAUUACAAAAGACAGUACCGUGAACAAGGCAUGAAUACAUGUAUAUUUCUAUGGCCUUAUUCACACAGUGUUUCUGGACACGUCUUCAUCCACACAGAGAAGCAGACCUGUAUGUACCACUACUGAAGCAGGAAACAAGGUGUGAAGCAACAUUUGUAAGGAACAUGCAUUUGUGAGAUGAGGAGUAGAGCUGUGGGUUGCACACAUGAAACAUUUGCCAAAUCUUUUCUGCCAAACAGCUUAAUUUGCUGUUAUUAUUAACACUUGUUUGGAGCUUAUGGACCCCCCAGGUACUGCCAACAGAUAUUCAGCAUUAUUAAGCCUUUUCAAUGAAAAAGUGAAUCAAAUUUCUACAAGGUAAUGCCAAUUGAUUACACAUAUGUAAUGUUAAAUAAACAAUGGAAUGAA
Austrofundulus limnaeus is the source of this 3544-nucleotide messenger RNA. It is a transcript of the gene afdnb, whose product is annotated as afadin, adherens junction formation factor b. Lineage: Eukaryota; Metazoa; Chordata; Actinopteri; Cyprinodontiformes; Rivulidae. The record is from RefSeq and is a predicted model, not a curated record. Gene Ontology annotation, biological process: signal transduction; regulation of protein localization. Gene Ontology annotation, cellular component: adherens junction. Gene Ontology annotation, molecular function: cell adhesion molecule binding.